UCCUCACUGCUUCACUCUCUCAUUCUUGGAAUGAAUUUGGAAAUGACUUUUGAUGACCUCAAGAGCAAAACUGUGAAGGAUCAGCCUGAACAGAAGGCAAAUGGAGAGAAAGCUAAAGGUCUUCAAUUUCUUUCUUCUCGAUGGUGGUGCCCUGUUUCUGUGACUCUAGGGAUCCUUUGCCUGGGAUUACUGGUGACUAUUAUAAUGCUGAUAAUGCAAUUAUCCCAGGUGUCUGAUGACCUACAGCAACAGCAAGCAAACCUUACUCAGCAGGAACAUAUCCUGGAGCGGCAGAUCUUAGCCCGGCGGCAGGCAGAAAAAUCUUCCCAAGAGUCACAAAGGGAACUCAAAGACAUGAUAGAAACCCUUGCCCACAAGCUGGAUGAGAAAUCCAAAGAACUAAUGGAACUUCGUCUCCAGAACCUGAAUCUCCAAGAAGCUCUGAAGAAAGCGGCAAACUUUUCAGGUCCUUGUCCCCAAGACUGGCUCUGGCAUGAAGAAAACUGUUACCUAUUUUCCUCUGGCUCACUGAAUUGGGAAAAAAGCCAGGAGAACUGCUUGUCUUUGGAUGGCCAGAUGCUGAGAAUUAAUAGCACAGAUGAUCUGGAAUUCAUCAAGCAAGCAAGUGCCCAUUCCAGUUCCCCAUUCUGGAUGGGACUGUCUCGGAGGAAACCCAGCCACCCAUGGCUCUGGGAGGACGGUUCUCCUUUGAAGCCCCACUUGUUUAGACUGCGGGGAGCUGUUUCCCAGGAGUACCCUUCAGGCACCUGUGCAUACAUACAAGGGGGAGCUGUUUUUGCUGAGAACUGCAUUUUAACUGCAUUCAGUAUAUGUCAGAAGAAGGCAAAUCUAUUGAGAGCACAGUGAAUUUGAAGACUCUGAAAGCAAAGGAGGAGAAAGCCUUCGAAUUCUCUCCUGGAAUUUAAGCCAUUCUUUGUCACUUAGGUGCAACCUGUGAGAGCCCUGAGAACUGCCUGUUACUAGCUGACUGCAGAACUCCUUAGCAGAGACUGGGGCUCCAGCUGUUUAACACUUUGAUAUCAGGAGUUUUGAUUCUAUCUCUCUCUCUAUUUUUUUACGUAACUUGUCCCAAGCCUCCCUGCCAGCCUUUGAUUCCACUUCCCUUUUUUGUUUUAAAGUUUCACUCCUCUCCAAGCCUUGGCUGUCCUCUGUUCUCAGUCAUCUCUACCUCAGUGCUUCCCCUCACCCUCAAAGACCACAUAGAAGAUAGACAAUGGACAGCUUGCCCAACUGUAGGCAGAGAGCAGAAAAGGGGAAAUACACAUGGGAAACAGAGAAUAUGAAGAAAUAGAGCAGAGGAAAGACCAUAUUGGAAUCAAGAAACGUUCUCAAUAUUAAAAGCUACCACUCCUUGUUUUUUUUAAAAUUCUUGUUUCUCUCCAGGCUCCACCACUUACACAUACUUACACACAGACCCUUAACACCCCAUUCUCACAUUUUGGGGCAAUUGGGAUGUCCCAGGAAAUAAUUAGAAAUUGGAUGAUCUUUUCUGUGAACUAGUUCACAAUUCAUUAUUGGUUCCUGAAUUGGUUAUUAUUGCUUCAUCUUUUCUCUACCAAAAGAUGGCUUAACGCCUUUCAUCCUUCAGAAUAGUAUUUGUUAGAAUCAUGUAGUAAAUGGCCCAGAGGGACUAAGAGAAUUUUUUUCCCCUAAAGUAUAUACCCUUUGUAGAUGACCUCUUCUCAAUUAUGUUAUACUAUGCUAUGAUGCAGAAACAUACAGGAUCAAAGAAUGAAGACACUCAGUUCUAGAACAAACUGAGCCAAGCAGGGAAAUAUUGCUGAAUAGAAACUGAUGGAAUUAGAAAAUUCGUUCUAUUUUCAGUGUUUCUACUCCCUUUCUACAUCACUGUACAGGUUAUUCUACUUCAAAGGAAGCCUUUCCAUAUUGUUGUACAUAAGCUAGCACCAAUUUUAUAUAUAAAGAAAAAGUUGUAUCGUCCUUAGGAAGACAAGAGGUAUUUUCUUUUAUUAACAACCUUAUUGAAGUUUAAUUUCAUAUAACAAACUGAACAUAUUUAAAGUGUACAAUUGUUGUUUCCUCAUAUGUAAACGUGUUCCCUUGAAAUCACCAUCACAAUUAAGAUAGUGAACAUAUCCAUCAUCCCCCCAGAUUUCAUCAUGCUCCUCCCUAGUGGCUUCUCCCCAGACAACCACCAACCUGAUUUAGUUUGCAUUUUGUAGUAUUUUAUAUAAAUGGAAUCAUACAGAAUGCCUUAUUUACUUUUGGUCUAGUUUCUUUCACUUACAUGAUCAUUUUGAAAUUCAUAUAUCUUGUUGCUUGCGUCAAUUUUUCAGUCUUCUUAAAUGUUGAGUAUUGUUUCUUUGUAUGGGUAUACCACAAUUUGUUUGUUCAUUUACCUGUUGAUGACAUUUGGGUCGUUUUCAGUUUUUGGCUCUUACAAAUAAAGCUACUUUGAACAUUCAAGCGCAAGUCUUUGUAUGAACAUAGGAUUUCUCUUCUUUUGGUUAAAUACUUAAGAGUAUAAUGGCUGGAUCAUUCAGUAGGAGUAUGUUUAACUAUUUAAGAAACUACCAAACUGUUUCCCAAAGUUGUCCCAUUUUACAUUCCUACCAGCAGUGUACAAAUGUUCCAGUUCCAUCUUAUCCUUGCCAUAACUUGGUGUAGUCUGUCUUUUAAUUUAAUCAUUCUAAUAGGUGUGUAGUGGUAUAUCAUUACAGUGUAAUUUGCAUUUCCUAAAUGAAAAAUGAUCCUCAGAUGUUUUUCUUUACCUAUUUACCUAUAGUGAUUAUUUACUAUCCACUUAUUUUCUUUGAUAAAGUCACUGUACAAAUCUUUUGAGAAUUUUUAUUUUAGUUAUUUGUUUUCUUAUUGUUAAGUUUUGAGAGCUCUUUGUAUGUGCUGGAUAGAAGUCCUUUAUCAGAUAUCAUUUUGAUAAUUUUUUUUCAGUCUAUGGCUUACCUUUUUAUUCUCUGAACAGUAUACUCAGAAAAGCAGAAGUUUUAAAUUUUGAUGAAAUCCAUUUCAUACUUUUACUAUUGUUUCUGAAAACUUGUUGCCUAACUCAAGGUCACAAAAAUGUUCUCCUAUGUUUUAUUCUGGAAAUUUUAUAGUUUUAGAUUUUACAUGGCAAUCUAUGACUCAUUUUGGGUUAAUUUGUGUCAUGUAUUGAAAUUAUUUUUUUUUCUUUUUGCCUUUAGAUAUUCAAUCGUUUUAGGAAGAUUUGUUGAAAAGAUUAUUCUUUCUUCACUACAUUGUCUUUGUGCUUUUGUCAAUAAUCAGUUAUCCAUAUAUGAUGCAUAUAUUUCUGGACUCUCUAUUCUGUUCCAUUGAUCUAUUCGUAUAUUUUUACACCACCACACUAUUUUGAAUAGCGUAGUUUUAUGAUAUAUCCUGAAAUCAUGUAGUACUAGUCCUUCAACCUUGUUCUUUUGCAAAGUUGUUUUGACUAAUCUAUGUCUUUGUGUCCCCAUGUUAAUUUUUGAAUUGGCUUGUCAGUUUCUUUAAAAAAAUCUUUUGAAAUCUUGAAUGUGAUUGCAUUGAAUCCAUAGUGCAAUUUGGGGGAAAUUGAAGUCUUAAAAAUAUUUAUUUGUUCAACUCAUGAACAAGGUCUAUCGCUCUAUUUACUUAGGUAUUCUUUAAUAUCUCUAAGCAAUGUUUUGUACUUUUCUGUGUACAGAUAUUUCACAUAUUUUGUUAGAUUAUUGUUAUAUAUUUCACAUUUUUGAUGCUUUUAUAAAUGGUAUUGUUAUUGUUUGUAAUUUUAAUUUCCAAAGUUCCUUUGCUGGUGUAUAGAAUUAUAACAAACUUUUUAAUAUUAACCUUAUAUCCCGAAGCUUUGAGAAACUCACUUAUUUCUUCUAGUAAUUUUUUGUGUGUGGAUUCCAUUGGAUUUUCUACA
Molecule: messenger RNA, 3883 nt
Organism: Equus quagga
Lineage: Eukaryota; Metazoa; Chordata; Mammalia; Perissodactyla; Equidae
Gene: OLR1
Product: oxidized low density lipoprotein receptor 1
Exons: 6
Coding region: 31-867 (278 amino acids)
Biological process (GO): inflammatory response; cell death; lipoprotein metabolic process
Cellular component (GO): plasma membrane; signaling receptor complex
Molecular function (GO): low-density lipoprotein particle receptor activity
Source: RefSeq, a predicted model, not a curated record